Lutra lutra (Eurasian river otter) is the source of this 2242-nucleotide messenger RNA. It is a transcript of the gene PICK1, whose product is annotated as protein interacting with PRKCA 1. Gene Ontology annotation, cellular component: postsynaptic density; trans-Golgi network membrane; postsynaptic early endosome. Lineage: Eukaryota; Metazoa; Chordata; Mammalia; Carnivora; Mustelidae. The record is from RefSeq and is a predicted model, not a curated record. Gene Ontology annotation, biological process: receptor clustering; dendritic spine maintenance; regulation of Arp2/3 complex-mediated actin nucleation. The coding region runs from base 438 to 1691 and encodes 417 amino acids. Gene Ontology annotation, molecular function: protein domain specific binding; protein kinase C binding; phospholipid binding. The transcript is spliced from 13 exons.
GGUUAGGUUGUCAGCCUGUCCAGACCUUUCCUCUGUUUCCGCUUUUUCGUGCUAAAAGCGAGUUUCCGUCAAUACUUGUUUUCUCUUCUGGUUCUGGGAGCACCGGGAGCCCGGGAGGAAGGGUUGUCUGCAGGGACUGGGGCGAGUACCCCGGUGGUGGGGAAGGCGGGACUUCCGUGUCUCACAGGAAGUGACGCGACAGUCGCGGCCGCAGACAGGUGGAACGGCAGGUGGGUUCAGGUGCCAGCCUGGCCUGGACCCGCUGUGGGACCGACGCUUCCGGUGAGCGACAGAGGUAGCUCCCAAAGGCCUGGAGACCCGUGGGGGCGGGCUCUGGGGUCUGAGCCCACGUCCUGGCCUGGAAUCCCUCCCUGUACCCAUUCCCCAUUCCCCUGCCGAGCUGGGCGGUUCGCCAGCCCACCUCAACUCUCGGAACCAUGUUCGCGGACUUGGAUUAUGACAUCGAGGAGGAUAAACUCGGGAUCCCGACUGUGCCCGGGAAGGUGACCCUGCAGAAGGAUGCCCAGAACCUGAUCGGGAUCAGCAUUGGAGGAGGCGCUCAGUAUUGCCCCUGCCUCUAUAUCGUCCAGGUGUUUGACAACACCCCAGCGGCCCUGGACGGCACCGUAGCAGCUGGUGACGAGAUCACCGGUGUCAACGGCAGGUCAAUCAAGGGCAAAACCAAGGUGGAAGUGGCGAAGAUGAUUCAGGAGGUGAAGGGGGAGGUGACGAUCCACUACAACAAGCUGCAGGCAGACCCCAAGCAGGGCAUGUCCCUGGACAUUGUGCUGAAGAAGGUAAAGCAUCGCCUGGUGGAGAACAUGAGUUCGGGGACUGCAGACGCCCUGGGCCUGAGCCGGGCCAUCCUGUGCAAUGACGGGCUUGUGAAGAGGCUGGAGGAGCUGGAGCGGACCGCCGAGCUGUAUAAAGGAAUGACAGAACACACCAAGAACCUCCUCCGGGCCUUUUAUGAGCUGUCACAGACACACCGGGCCUUUGGGGACGUGUUCUCCGUCAUUGGGGUGCGGGAGCCCCAGCCAGCAGCGAGCGAGGCUUUCGUGAAGUUUGCCGACGCCCACCGCAGCAUCGAGAAGUUCGGCAUCCGGCUGCUGAAAACCAUCAAGCCGAUGCUGACAGAUCUGAACACGUACCUCAACAAAGCCAUCCCAGACACUCGCCUCACCAUCAAGAAGUACCUGGAUGUGAAGUUUGAGUACCUAUCCUACUGCCUGAAGGUGAAGGAGAUGGACGACGAGGAGUACAGCUGCAUCGCCCUGGGGGAGCCCCUGUACCGCGUGAGCACUGGCAACUACGAGUACCGCCUGAUCCUGCGCUGUCGCCAGGAGGCCCGCGCCCGCUUCUCCCAGAUGCGCAAGGACGUGCUGGAGAAGAUGGAGUUGCUAGACCAGAAGCACGUCCAGGACAUCGUGUUCCAGCUGCAGCGCCUUGUGUCCACCAUGUCCAAGUACUACAACGACUGCUACGCGGUGCUGCGCGACGCCGACGUCUUCCCCAUCGAGGUGGACCUGGCGCACACCACGCUGGCCUAUGGCCUCGGCCAGGAUGAGUUCACUGACGGGGAGGACGAGGAGGACGAAGACGACGAGGACACGGCAGCGGGGGAGCCGUCCAGGGACGCGCGAGGGGCUACCGGGCCCCUGGACAAGGGUGGGAGCUGGUGUGACUCCUGAGUGCCCCCACAGGGUGCGGAUCUGGGGGGUAGGGGGAGUGGGAGGACGGAGCACGGGAGCGGGGGCGGGGCCGCCGCCCGCAUAAAGGCCUGCUGGCUUGGGGCGCCUGCCUCCCUGCUCCUCUGUCCUAGCACAGCGACCCCAGGCUCCUGCUCAGGAAAGUCCCUGGGCCCAGGCCUGGGACCUGGACUCUGGACGCCCCCCUCCCCUCCCCGCCUCCCCAGCCAGAUGGAGAGCUUGGCCCCUGGAACUGCCUUAGGAAGGAGAGUGGGCGCAGAGAGGAGGAGGGGCUGGAGGUGGCAGGCAGUCCAGGACCCAUUCCCUGUGGGCACCAGCACUGGCCCCUCCUGGAACCUGCUGGCGUGGGGGCCCGGGGGCAGGCCGCCGAGGUUGGGGCAGUGGCUGUGUGCCCCCUCAGCUCACCCCAGGCCGGCCCCAGCCCUGCCCACACUCACUCCCCGGUGGCCUUUGUUUAUUCGCUUCUCCCGGCUCAGCCGCUUCCUGGGGCAGGGCCGGGCCCUGGGCCUGUACUGAAUAAACAGCAGCCCAGA